Molecule: messenger RNA, 6017 nt
Organism: Pseudonaja textilis
Lineage: Eukaryota; Metazoa; Chordata; Lepidosauria; Squamata; Elapidae
Source: RefSeq, a predicted model, not a curated record
UAUUUACUCUUGCUUUACAGUAUCUGGAGAGGACCAAAUGUGAACUGUGUUGACAGUACUGGAUACACUCCAUUGCAUCAUGCUGCUUUGAAUGGGCACAAGGAUGUUGUGGAAGUUCUGUUGAGAAAUGAUGCAUUAACGAAUGUGGCUGACUGCAAAGGCUGUUAUCCUCUCCAUUUGGCAGCUUGGAAGGGAGAUGCUGAAAUAGUGAAACUGCUAAUACACCAGGGACCCUCCCACACUAAAGUAAAUGAGCAGAAUGCUCUUGAGAUCAAAGAACUCAAAAAGUACGGCCCCUUUGACCCUUAUAUCAAUGCCAAGAAUAACGACAACGAGACAGCAUUGCACUGUGCAGCUCAGUAUGGCCAUACCGAAGUGGUGAAGGUUCUUCUGGAGGAGUUGACUGAUCCUACUAUGCGCAAUAACAAAUUUGAGACUCCUCUCGAUUUAGCUGCUCUCUAUGGGAGACUAGAGGUUGUGAAGAUGUUGCUUAAUGCUCAUCCCAAUCUAUUAAGUUGCAAUACUAAGAAACACACUCCCUUACAUCUCGCAGCUAGAAAUGGCCAUAAAGCUGUUGUUCAUGUACUGCUGGAGGCUGGCAUGGAUAACAACUACCAGACAGAAAAAGGCAGUGCUUUACAUGAAGCUGCUUUGUUUGGCAAAACAGAUGUGGUACAGAUAUUGCUAGCGGCAGGCAUUGAUGUGAAUAUAAAGGACAACAGAGGCUUGACUGCUUUGGAGAUUGUCAGAGAACUUCCUUCUCAAAAAAGCCAACAAAUAGCAGCUUUCAUUGAAGACUGUACAACAAGAAAGAAUCUUGUAAUAACAGAAGAGAAGACAUCACCGCCUUUAACUGCUUCUAUUGAAACCUCAGUUCGGAUGCCUCAAGGGAAUGUGGAGAAAGCAGUGACAGACUUGAUAACAGAUGUUGAUGGCAAGCCAGAAGAGUGUCCAUAUGAAGUACUGUACAAUGCAACCUCCUGUCAUUCCUUGGACAGCCUUGCCAGUGGAAGAUCCUCAGACAGAGAUUCAGUGAACAGGGAAGCCGAGAUGACUGGUAUUAAAGUGACAGCAGUGAGACCUAGAGAGCGUCCACCACCUCCUGCAAAACCACCCCCUGAUGAAGAAGAGGAACAUGAAGAUAAAAAACAUGAUGCAUCCUCAGUGGGUUUGGUCGCCAAGAGAAAAAGUAGAGGGAGCACAGCUGAUGAAGAAGAAGAACAUCCUUAUGAACUCUUGCUAACAGCAGAAACAAAGAAACAUGUUACAGUAGAUAAAAAAACAAAAGGUGAAUCAUCUUUAGGUGCUACCUGCAGUGUCCAGCCACAGGUAUGGUCACGAAAAGGUCUAUCUUCUCAGGAUGGUCAGUGGCCACUAAAUUGCCAAGCUUCUUGUGAUUUUUCUUCUGGCCAUUCUGAACAAUAUCCAAGUCCUGAAUCUCAGUUGGUUGAGAUGCCAAAAGACCAAAAAAAGUUCAACAGAAGCCACAGCCAAGCAGAUGUCCAAGAUGCCCAGGUGCUGGAUCAAUUCUCAGGUCUUCUGCAUGGUUCUUCUCCGGUGUGUGACAUAAGUGAGGACCCUUUGAGACUCAUUUCUGCUGUGGGCAAAGGAAGUACAGAGGGAACUGCUAUGCAGCUGGAAAAUGUUGAGGCUUCUGGAUCGGUACAAUCUAGUACUGUAGACCAAAAUAAAGUGGUCUAUUCAGCCAUAUGCCAUAUCCGUGACAAGUUGGAUUCUGGAACUUUGGCGCAUCCUCAUUUGCCACAGCAUCCCGGUAGUGCUGAGGAUGGAGACAAGAGCAGUGUUGUAGGAAGAGUUCAUCCAGGAAGCAAGUCCAAAGCAGACCUCAAACUUAGCCGUAGCUUAUCAAAAUCGGAUUCUGACCUUUUGACCACCUCACCAACAGAGGACGAUACUAUGGGGAGCAGAAGUGAAUCCCUUUCCAAUUGUAGCACUGGGAAAAAAAGGCUGGAGAAAUCACCUUCCUUUGCUUCCGAGUGGGAUGAGCAGUUUCAGGAGCAAGUGCCUGAUGACUCCGAAGUUCAGUCUUUCUACAAUAUCGAGAAAAUAAUGAGUUCCAUUGGCGAAGGCAUUGACUUUUCACAGGAGCAACAAAGAAUGUCAGGUUCACGGAUGCUGGAGCAGAGUGUUGGGGAGUGGCUGGAGUCCAUCGGUUUACAGCAGUAUGAAAGUAAACUGCUUCUCAAUGGCUUCGAUGAUGUCUGCUUCCUGGGAUGUAAUGUUAUGGAAGAUCAGGAUCUUCGGGAAAUUGGUAUUAGUGAUCCACAACAUCGCAGAAAACUUCUCCAAGCAGCACGUUCCCUUCCUAAGGUGAAAUCUCUAGGCUAUGAUGGAACUCAACCUUCAGUUCCUGCGUGGCUUGAUUCCUUGGGGCUUCAAGAUUACAUUCAGUCAUUUCUGUCGAGUGGCUAUAGUUCUAUAGACUCAGUGAAAAACCUCUGGGAGCUAGAAUUAGUAAACGUACUCAAGGUGAAUCUUCUUGGCCACCGUAAACGUAUUAUAGCCUCUCUGGCAGACAGACCAUAUGAGGAACCCCCACAGAAACCACCAAGGUUCUCUCAGUUAAGAUGCCAGGAUUUGAUAUCCCAGACGUCUUCACCUCUGAGCCAGAGUGACUCCUGCACAGGGAGGUCUGCAGACUUCCUGCUGCCUUUGGAAGAUGCUGGGAAGAAGAGACAUGAGAACAUCCAUGAUAUUGCAUCUUAUCCAAGAGCAGAGAAGUUUAGGACACAGGAGGAACAUCGUGAAUCGAAGCUUACACUCAGACCUCCUAGUCUGGCAACUCCCUAUGCUCCUGUACAGCACUGGCAGCAUCAGCCAGAGAAGCUUAUAUUUGAGUCCUGUGAGUAUGAAGCCAAUUAUCUAGGGUCCAUGUUAAUCAAAGAUCUUCGAGGAACAGAAUCUACACAGGAUGCCUGUGCAAAAAUGAGGAAAUCAACUGAGCAUAUGAAGAAAACCCCAACAAUAAUAUUAUCUAUUACUUAUAAAGGAGUGAAGUUCAUAGAUGCUGCUAACAAGAAUGUAAUUGCUGAGCAUGAAAUUCGGAAUAUCUCUUGUGCUGCCCAAGACCCCGAGGAUCUCUGUACAUUUGCCUACAUCACUAAGGAUUUGCAGACUAGUCACCACUACUGUCAUGUCUUCAGUACCAUUGAUGUAAAUCUAACAUAUGAAAUCAUUUUGACAUUGGGGCAAGCAUUUGAAGUAGCCUACCAGUUGGCCCUUCAAGCUCAAAAAUCAAAAUCUCCAGCUGUUUUGACUGCAGAAAUGAUAGAAACAAAAUCUUCAAAACCAGUGCCUAAACCUCGAAUCAGCAUGAGAAAGUCAGCAGUGCCGCUCCCUUCUGAUAAUCGCUGUUGUUACUGUCAUACCUGUACUACACACCGUCCUUCCUAUCUACCGCUGCAGUCUGUUAGUCCAGGAGUUAAGCUGGAGCAAUCUGAAGAGGACCAAGACUCCCAGUCCCAUGCUGGUGUAUCCUGGGUAGUUGAACCCAAGCAGGAUUCCAAGAGGACCCUCAGCACUAAGUAUGAGACUACUAUCUUCUGAAAACAAAUCUACAUCCAACCAGUCUAACUGUGCCUUUGCAGUCUGAUCUGCCUGCUGUUCUAAACCUUCCUUUUUCCCCAUUGCUGGCACUAGGCAUGGUGUCACCAGAGGCAGAAGCAUAGGAUUAUCAUAGACUAAACAGCUUUUUGUAUCUGCUUUCUACUGAACACUGUGAAUUCUCCUAAAGGAAACAAGGGUAACACACUGAGAGAGUCAGCUGUUUUUAGAUGUCUUGAGAGAUGGGAGAAAUGAAGCCUGUGGGAGUUCAGUAUAUGGAUUUGGGGAAAUCAACUGGUGUUUUUGAUUUUCUCUUCAUGUUGACACUGUGAAUAUGGAGUGGAUUAACACUCCAUAGGGCUUUUCUGUUUAGCAUUCUUGUUACUGGAUGGUUCUACAACUUUGUUCUCUUGUGUACCUACUGUUGUAAUCUAGAUUUAUAUUUCCAUACUAAGACAUGGCCACAACUGUUCCUUGUAGCAUUCUUUUACUUGUCAUCUCAAAACACACUAAUUACUGCGAUAUUGUUUGCAAACCUCUUGCUCACCUGACUUCUGGCAUGAAUCCUGUUCACACUCUUUACUGUUUCUGGAUACCGGAAUGUAUGGUAUAAACUAGGAACCAUGAUUUCCCCUAUUAAGCACUUUCAUUUUUCCUAGGAGUCAGAUUUGAUAUAAAUAAUGUUAAACAGGAAUGUUUCAGCUCUCCAAGUAUUUCUGAUCAGUCUGUGUAGGAUUUACUGUUAGAGCUUUCUGUUCAUGUUAGGCAAUCCACUUACAAUUAACUGAUCAAUCAUAUUUCCUGAACUUUAAUUAGAGUGCAUCUUGCAAAGAUACACACUAGUUGCUGAAAAUAAGGAUCAGAAGCUGAUAAAGUAUAAAAUCAAGGCAAGUGGUAGGAAAAACAGAUGGUAUACUUAUGUUGUAUUAAACAAGGUUAACAAUUAGAAGAUAUCCAGAUUUUAUACAGAAUAUUCCUAAAUGUGCAGCAUCCCAGGCACAUUGGAGUUUUCAAAAUAUUUGUAAUUCAUCUUUCUCCAGGCAGGCCAGUAAAUAGUAUUUGACUUUUUAGGUCUUUUAAAUACAAAUUUUAUUUAGUUCUUUUAAACAAAAGAAUGCAAAGGUAGAUUGAAUUUAAAUUACUGGCUUUUCACUGAAUGCUUUCCUUCAAAGCAGCAAGCUUUGCUAUUAUUGUGGAAUUAAAUAGCCACUACUAUUUUGGGCAGCAAUUCCAAAUAUUCAGUUUAUUUUGUGAGAUGGGACUGUAAGAUCAUCUCUGUUCAGAUGAUGUCUGACAUUUGCCUACUGUGCUUCAAGUAAUUUGUUUUUACUAAACACAAGUUUUCCAGCGAUAAUCCAUACACUUCAGAUUAUUCAGAGACUGUAAAGUUACUGCGACUGAAUGACCUUAUGUAAAUUACCAUACAUUUCUCACAUCUGGGGUUUAGUCAUUGACAAAAGUAUAAACUUCCCUUGGUUGCAUUUUUAAUGUAUAAAAUCAUUCAAUCCCUAGCUUUCUUUUCAUUAAUAUUGUCCCCAUUUUGUUUGCCUUCUGCCAAGCUGAACUACAGACAUCCACGUUUCUCCAUGGAAAUAUAGUAAAUGAGCAGAGCUCUAAGAAGCAGUGAAAUCCUGGAGGUACGAAGAUCAACACCUGGCUCUGGGUUGUGUCCUUGGCUGCUCAUUAAGGACUUCCAGAGUUGAGUGAAAAGAGUUCCAAGCCACAAGCUGAUAAAAGCAAUAUGCAUUUUUAGCAAAAGAACUGAAAUUUCUGCAGUUAAAAGACUGAUGCCAUGAAUUUUAGUUUGAAAUGUUUUUGUUUCCUUUAUAUUGUAAAAUCCUCAAUUUCAGCAUAGCAUUGAUGGAAGUGAACGACAGUAAUUGCUAAAACAAAACAUGAAUAUGCCUGUCUUAUUAUAUAGCUUACAAUAUCUGAAUAUUAAAUCAUAUAUGUCAUACUUGGCUUGGAAUAGUAAUAGGUGAAUUCCCAACUUGAUACAAUAUUAAAUUAAUUUUGAGGUAGUAGCACCUAGGCUGAUAAUUGUUCAUUCUUAAUAGUUACAGUAAUAAUUUAAAAGAGUAUCUAACUUAAAAGAAUCAGAGAAAUUUAAAUUCUUGACAGUUCUUGAACUAACUAGAAGCCUGGCAUAAGUCAGCCUACUUAUCACUGCAAUACAGCUGUUUUGUGAAAGUAUUUUUCUCUCCACACAAUUUAUAACUGGACUGUGAUUUCUUGCAUCUCAAUCAAGUAAUCUUUUUUAAAAAAUGUGAUUUGAUUGUACUCUGUGGUUUGAGAUUUUUUAGAUUAUUCACUGAUUAGCACUUUUUAUACUAGAUGAUAAUUUAAGAAUGCGCAUUUAAGUUCAUAAUUUAAGUAUCUUAUAUAACAUUACAGAGUAUAAAAAAGUGGAGAUCAUGGGCAUUAUGCUAAAACAAUUUAUUUCCUUAUUUCCA